GUAAGGCUGCAAGGCACGGGUAAACAGUACAAAUAAUUCACUUUUACUAUGUCUUUUAUAGAAGUCAGCCCUGACAGCGAUUUCCCAUUGCAGAAUUUGCCGUAUGGUGUGUUCUCAACGGCAGAUAACCCCACCCAUCGUAUUGGUGUUGCUAUUGGUAACCAGGUGUUAGAUUUAAGUGUCAUCAGACACCUGUUUACAGGACCAGCUCUUCUGAACCACCAAGAUGUCUUUGCUGAGACCACUCUGAACUCCUUUAUGGGUCUGGGCUGUGCUGCGUGGACAGAAGCCAGAUCGACCCUACAGCGCCUCCUGUCCAACCAGGAACCACUACUCUGUAACAACAAGGAUCUUAGAUUUAGGGCAUUUGUUCCACAAUCUGAAGCAAUCAUGCACCUACCAGCUAGAAUAGGAGACUACACUGAUUUUUACUCAUCAAAGAACCAUGCCUUCAAUGUUGGCUGUAUGUUCAGGGGACCAGAGAAUGCACUUAUGCCAAACUGGAAGCAUCUACCAGUUGGUUACCAUGGCAGGGCCUCCUCUGUCGUUGUAUCAGGAACCCCCGUCAGACGACCCAAUGGUCAGACCAGGCCAGAUGAAUCUCAGCCCCCUGUGUUUGGCCCCUGUAAGCUGUUUGACUUUGAGCUGGAGAUGGCAUUCUUUGUUGGCCCCGGUAACCAGCUGGGAGAACCAAUCAGUAUAGAUAAGGCAGAGGAACACAUCUUUGGGAUGGUGCUGAUGAAUGACUGGAGUGCCCGUGACAUUCAGAAGUGGGAAUAUGUUCCACUAGGUCCAUUCCUGGGAAAAAACCUGGGGACCACUAUAUCCCCAUGGGUGGUCACGAUGGAGGCCUUAAAACCCUUCCUGGUUCCUAACACUGCCCAGGAUCCUAAACCUCUCCCAUACCUCUAUCAUGAAGACCCUUACAACCUGGACAUCCACCUGGAAGUAGCUAUUAAAGGUGAAGGAAUGAGCAAACCCUCAACUGUAUGUCGCAGCAACUUCAAGUACAUGUACUGGACAAUGAAACAGCAGUUGACCCACCACACAGUAACUGGUUGUAAUGCCAACCCAGGGGACUUAAUGGCCUCAGGAACAAUUAGUGGAGAGACUGAGGACUCCUAUGGCAGUAUGUUAGAGCUGUGUUGGAAGGGAACAAAGACUGUAGACCUGGGAAAUGGAGAAACCAGGAAGUUUCUAAAGGAUGGGGACGAUGUCAUUAUGACAGGUUACUGUGAGAAGGAUGGAGUGAGGAUUGGAUUUGGUUCCUGUACAGGACAAGUUCUUCCAGCAUUAAACAUGUCUUGAAGCCGGGAACACAGUGUUCAAUCCAUUCAUUGAACAUUUUUAUUUCAUUUGUUGUUUUUCAAUUAAAGCCCAUUUUUUAUAGAUAUCCUAUGAAUAAAUGCUAGUGUAAUGUGUGGUUUGAAAUACUUUGAGGGCAAGAAUCUCAAUUUCCAAGCUACA
Messenger RNA from Saccostrea echinata, 1467 nucleotides. RefSeq names its product fumarylacetoacetase-like. Gene Ontology annotation, molecular function: fumarylacetoacetase activity. The record is from RefSeq and is a predicted model, not a curated record. Bases 49 to 1308 code for a protein of 419 amino acids. The transcript is spliced from 12 exons. Gene Ontology annotation, biological process: L-tyrosine catabolic process; L-phenylalanine catabolic process; homogentisate catabolic process. NCBI's taxonomy places the organism in Eukaryota, Metazoa, Mollusca, Bivalvia, Ostreida, Ostreidae.